AUGAAUCGUCCAGCGCCACACAAGGCCUUCAAUUCCUUUGCCCAGGCCUCUGGUGUCUUUGCCACCGAACCGAAUACAACACUGAUACUCUUCAUCGACGUGAAAGACGAUCCAGUAAAGACAUGGCCUUUGGUUCUUCAGCAGCUAGGGCCUUUGCGCGAUUUGAGAUACCUAUCUUGCCACGACAGAACCAUGGGCACAAAUCAGACAUUCUGGCCUGGACCAAUAACCAUAUUAGGCACAGGAAACAUUAUUAAACGGCGCGACAUCAACAUUGGCACAGACCUUGAAGAAUGGCAGCAGCGCCACGAUACAUUUCUCGACGCUCCCUUACAUCUGCUCACUGAAACAGGCUUUGUCCAAAGCAAGGAGUUUUACGGGCCCUACGAAUUGGAAAAUGAAUUCUAUACCGCCUCUGCCCCUUUCAAUAAGGCUAUCGGCAGUGCUCGGACGGGCUUUAGUACCCAGCAGAUGGAAACUCUGCGGGACCAACUUCGAAGCGCAAAGCUUCGAAACUUGAAGUCAAGACUAUGGGGGUUACCUGAUUGGCCAAGGGGACAUAGGGACUACGUGUGGAAAGUACUUGUGCAAGAGGGUAUUGAUUUACUCAAUGCAAAUGACAUCGCCAGUGCAGCGACUAUAUCCUUUAUACCUUCUCUUGUACAGUAUGGGAAUAUCAUUGAGGGCCAUAGUGGAAAACAAGUCCUGCAGAGUCAAGACCUCCAUGGCAAAGCCACCGACGCAUUUAGCCCCUCAUGGUGUUACGGGGCAGCCAAUCGAACGUAA
This is a messenger RNA of Fusarium subglutinans, 786 nucleotides long. RefSeq lists its product as uncharacterized. The coding region runs from base 1 to 786 and encodes 261 amino acids. The transcript is spliced from 3 exons. Gene Ontology annotation, biological process: lipid metabolic process. NCBI's taxonomy places the organism in Eukaryota, Fungi, Ascomycota, Sordariomycetes, Hypocreales, Nectriaceae. Gene Ontology annotation, molecular function: phosphoric diester hydrolase activity. The record is from RefSeq and is a predicted model, not a curated record.